AUGAACCCAACCAGCGACUUCAGCAGAAGCAUUAAAGGAAGGACCAGAAACGAAAUGGUCGAAGUAAAACCUCAAAUAUCCCUCCGUCGGGUUAGAGUCAAUUCAAAGGUUAGAACCAAAGGAGAAGGAACAAUAAGCCACAACCAGACAACUUUAACAGAUUCCAGGCUGAUGAGGAGUCAGAACAGCCAAAACCCAAAAUCCCCUUACCCCCGCCUAACGAAAUGGAGAGCUGCUCAAGUGAACACCUGCAACAGCAAACCGCGAGUCAAGAAUGAGACGAAGGAGGGGAAUCUGGCAAAGAGCAGCUCAUUGUACGAAGAUGAUAUGACGAGGAGCCAUCAAGCAAGAACCGAACAACGAACUAGAAAACUGGCAGAAGAUAGAACUAACGGAUUCAAGUACAUCUCGAAGCGACAGCAGAACACAGGGCGCCAGUUAGAUCCUCAAAACCUUCCCAGACUCAGAGACGCAACGAGAUGUAAGAAUCCCAGAGGAAGGGGGGGAGGAGGAGAAAUGGGAGACAAGCAGAUUCCGAAGGCCAGAUUAUUCUCUCUGAGAGGGGGGCAGUGGAACGGAUCAGUAGGGCAAAGAUAUCCAAGUCUAUCUCUCAAGCCUCAGACUUGGGACCUCCAGCCAAGAGUAAUCACACCAGCAAUCAGUAGGGAAGUGUCAAGUGAGUCUGAAAGGUUUAGCAGAGAGGAACAGGAACAUUUGAAGAAUAUCCCAACAGCGAAUCGGUCCCAGAGAAUUAGAUCAAGAGACGGAAAAAGGACGAGACAAAUCUCUCAGGGAACUCCCAGGUUCGGAUACAUCAGAAUAGAUAAUCCAGUCAAACAACCCCACCCCAGUACAGAUCAGAACCAUCAGGGCCCUGCCUUAUGGAGGGUCACUAACGCCCAGAUCGACUGCAGAGAGCGACACCGUCCCUGCAGUGUGGACCAGCGUUUGGAGAGGGGAAGAAUCGGAGAGCCUCUAAGGACCAGUCUGAGGAACAAAUUAAAAUAA
Plasmodium inui San Antonio 1 is the source of this 1008-nucleotide messenger RNA. RefSeq lists its product as hypothetical. The record is from RefSeq and is a predicted model, not a curated record. The coding region runs from base 1 to 1008 and encodes 335 amino acids. The transcript has 6 exons. NCBI's taxonomy places the organism in Eukaryota, Apicomplexa, Aconoidasida, Haemosporida, Plasmodiidae.